CACAGCUUUCUCAUGCAUGGCCGCAUGGCGCCCUGAUGCGUGUUGCGCCGCUUUGCACGUCAACAUGUGCCGCAUCACCUGGUGCAGCCUGGCCCUGGCUGCGGCCGCGGCUGGAGGGCCCGUGUGGGACUACAUCGUGGUGGGCGCUGGCACAGGAGGCUCGCUGGCGGCGGGGCGCUUGGCCGCCGAGGGCUUCCGCGUGCUGCUCUUGGAGGCGGGGCCUUGGGAUCCGCCCUGGCUCUACCAACAGCAGAGCGCUCGAGGACGCACCGAACGGGGCCUCGACUGGAACUAUCCCACCAAGCUCCCGCCCACGCUGCGCGUGCAGAACGCCCGGCACCGCCAGCAGCGCGUGGUCGCCGGGCGCGUGGCCGGCGGCUCCUCAGCGCUGCAUGGAGACGUCUAUGACAAGCCCUUGCUGAACGAGUUCCAGGAGCUCUGGGGCCUUCGAAGCUGGAGCACCGAGUCCGUGGCGAAAGACUUCCACGACAUCGAGGAGGCCUUGACGCUGCAGUUCCGGGGCUUUGAGGACUUGCAGCAGCUGCCCGAGGUGCACCGUCGAGUGCUCGAGGCGCUGACGGCGCUGCCGCUGAGCUUCCAAGCACGGCCGGGCAUCGAGGACAAGGCCGGGCUCUACGGCGGUUGGUGGAAGUUCCGCACCUGCCCACCAACGCCAGCAGAUUGCUACCAGAAUCCAGAGUGUCAAGUGGACGCCGCCUGCGAACGGAGCACACCCUAUCGCGACAUGGUGCAGCCCUGGAAUCAAUCACUGAUCACAACCUGGACGAACGCUUUCGUGACCCAGAUCCUCAUCCACCGCGGCGAGGCCACCGGCGUGCGCGUG
Durusdinium trenchii is the source of this 844-nucleotide messenger RNA. The record is from the annotation of a GenBank genome assembly. NCBI's taxonomy places the organism in Eukaryota, Dinophyceae, Suessiales, Symbiodiniaceae.